AUGAAGCAGAGCCAAGGUGCCGGCGCAUCGGGCUACCUAGGCUGGAGCCUUUACUUCCCGUUUGAGGAGUUCUCGCCUGAGGAUAUGGCGAGCCGUGCCACCCUCAUUGAUGGCUUACCUGUCGCCCAUUACCACACCUGCCCAAAAGCGAUUCGACGGAUGAGGGGCCUCACGCUCGACUACAGCCUAUUGGUGAAGGAGUUGGAUGAAAAGACUAAGAGCAUCUUCAUGCCCGCUCUGCUGGGCGAACCUGAGCUCUGCAUUGGCUCGGUUGGCGUUGCCGUCUUUGAGGUCGUCUACCACGGCGUAAGCGAGGAGAAAGUUAGCAAGCACAAGCUCAACAUCCGCUUUGCACACUACGACAAAGUAACGGCCAUCAAGAAGAUCAAGUCCAACUACAUCGGCAAGUUCACUUGCGUGCGAGGCACGAUCGUGCGGGUAGGCAAUAUCAAGCCCAUCGUGAGGCAAAUGGACUUCCACUGUGGUCGCUGCGGCAGCACCAUGAUGCGCAUCUUCGAGGACGGCAAGUUCAGUGCGCCGGAGAAGUGUGCCACCACGCACUGUCGUGGCCGCGCAUUCGAUCCCGUCCGUGGCUCGGCAGUGACGGUCGACUGGCAAAAGAUCAGAGUGCAAGAGCUGAUGGCGACGGGAAACGACGCAGGCCGAGUGCCGCGGACAAUCGAGUGCGAGCUCACAGACGACAUGGUCGAUGCAGGCGUGCCGGGAGACGUGGUCACGGUGGCCGGUAUCGUCAAGGUCAUGAAUCCCGACCUCGAAAAGCCUGGUACGUGCUUCCGCGCAGUGUGUGAGUAG
This is a messenger RNA of Acanthamoeba castellanii str. Neff, 813 nucleotides long. RefSeq lists its product as uncharacterized. NCBI's taxonomy places the organism in Eukaryota, Discosea, Longamoebia, Acanthamoebidae. The transcript has 5 exons. Gene Ontology annotation, cellular component: MCM complex; nucleus. The record is from RefSeq and is a predicted model, not a curated record. Gene Ontology annotation, molecular function: single-stranded DNA helicase activity; ATP binding; single-stranded DNA binding. The coding region runs from base 1 to 813 and encodes 270 amino acids.